Molecule: messenger RNA, 848 nt
Organism: Mesocestoides corti
Lineage: Eukaryota; Metazoa; Platyhelminthes; Cestoda; Cyclophyllidea; Mesocestoididae
Source: the annotation of a GenBank genome assembly
GCCGGCUGAAAUACACAGAUGCAGUUUAUGAUGCCUGCAUGGAAGCGUUUGAUUGUCUACCUCUAGCCGCUUUAAUCAACCAACAAUUCCUCUGCGUCCACGGUGGUCUUUCACCUGAAAUCCAUUCGCUCAAAGAUAUCAAAAAGAUGGACCGUUUCCGGGAGCCGCCGACCCACGGUCCAAUGUGCGAUCUCCUUUGGUCAGACCCAACGGAGGACUUUGGCCAGGAGCGGAACAACAGCCACUUUUCACAGAACACAGUUCGCGGAUGUUCCUUUUUUUACUCCUACGCUGCCGUCUGCUCUUUCCUUCAGGCAAACAACCUCCUUUGUCUCAUCCGUGCCCAUGAAGCUCAAGAUGCAGGAUAUCGUAUGUAUCGCAAAAACCAACAAACAGGAUUUCCUGCUCUGAUCACAAUAUUCUCCGCCCCAAAUUACUUGGAUGUUUACAAUAAUAAGGCUGCGAUUCUCAAGUAUGAGAAUAACGUGAUGAACAUCCGACAAUUCAAUUGCUCACCUCAUCCCUAUUGGCUGCCAAACUUCAUGGAUGUUUUCACCUGGUCUCUCCCUUUUGUCGGUGAAAAGGUCACCGAAAUGCUCGUUAGUGUCCUCAAUAUUUGUUCAUCAGAUGAACUCUUUACUGAGGACACCGAAGACGAUAAUAACGUCAACGUGCGCAAAGAUGUCAUCAAGGGGAAAAUCCGUGCGAUCGGGAAAAUGGCACGUGUGUUCACUCUCCUCCGAGAAGAAAAUGAAAGUGUGCUGGAGUUGAAAGGUCUCACGCCAAACGGAAUGCUUCCAAUUGGUCUCCUGUCUGAGGGUCGCGAAAGUCUCAAACAAUGUAAGUAA